CGACAAAUAGUUUGACUGAUUAAACCUUGAUGCACUUUACCGGGCGCACUUUUUAAGAUCCAAUUAGCGCUGUGGGGGCUCGAACGCGCUUCGCCGGCUCACCGGCUUUGUAACCCUUGCCCAAAGCCAGCUGACCCUAAUGACCGAAAAGGGGUUUUGGAUCGUAAAGACGUGUAAGUUUCCCUAAGACCGAAAAACGGGUGUUGGAUCGUGAAGCGAGAGUCACCAGAGCGUGAGGCACGGUAACGGUAUAACGAGACAGCGGUGGCACUAUAGCGCGGUAAUUGAGCGGAUGGUAGAGCUCGGGCUGCGCCCGGUAAACUGCAUUGUUGCCGAAGUUAUUGUGAUGUUUCCCACUCACACCACAGCCGGUAUCUACCGGCUCCUUCCACUGCCGACGCUUUUCAGAUGUGCUGUUCUUUAUCAACCGUGUUCGUAUCUGAGGCGACAUUGGAGUACAUACGAGACACCGGAACAGAGUGAUCGUGUCACUUCAGGACUUAUGUCCAGCCGCUUCUUGGCCAGCAUGACGAAUAUGGGGUACAGUCAGACAGUGGACAAGACGGAGACCCGGUCAGUCGUACACACUCCAGGCUUUUCACUUGAAUCCAUGGACAGAGAUGGAAAUCCCUCAAUGCCGAGCCUGAUGCGAUUCAUCACCAUAGCAAGAAUAUUUGCCUCUCAUUUUCCCCUGGAUGUGUCUGGAAGGACGGUAUUCGACUACUCUGAACUCACCUCGGACAGACUGGGGUUUGCAGCAUCAUCCGAGUUUGUUACAGAAAGGGAGUUGUAUGACAUAUCUGUACCCAAGAACCCCUUAGAUGUUUUAUAUCAACUCGGGUAUGUUGGCAAGUCAUCCUUCAGUUCAGUAGGUUCCAUCAUUGUUCCAUCAACCGGACAGACGAUCCUCAGAAACAUCAACCAUCUUGUUGGCAUGGAUAAAACAAGCAGACGACCCAAACCACUUCCGGAUUGGUGGCGAGAGAAACAUGGCGGAUCCGCCAUUUUGAAACGUCCACUGAUAGUUCCAAAAAUUGAACGGCCAGGUGGCGCUGUGCAGUACAAUGUCAAGGUUGCUUGGAUGCACACUGAUAAUCACAAUCAUACCAACUACGCAUACUAUGCGUACUUCUGCAUCAACGCUUUGCAUUAUGCUAUAGAGAAAGGUUGUAUGGGAGCCCUGACCAAGGACGUUGUAAAGCGUGGUAUCAAGUCCAUGAGGAACACUUACAUGGGAGAAAGUUUAGAGAACGAUGAGCUUACUAUUGGAGUGUGGGCGUCGGACCAGGAUGACAGAACUGUACAUUUCGAUGUUCAGAAAUUGGGCCAGACUAUAUACCAAAGCACGUUUGUUUAUCACGAUUGAGGAUUCUACAUUCCGAUUUUAAAUCUCGAAGUGUCAGCUGUCAAUAGACUAGGUUUGAUAAGGGUACAGUCUGACCCAGAAACGUUUCUAAAUUUCAAAGCUGGGGGCAACAACGUUGAAGAGCAUGAGAUUAAGUAUUGGUUACACAUAUCAUGAUUGGCAGCUCCUUUAAUCCAGAUAGACCAAAGCUUCAACAAAGGUAACACUUUUUGGAAUCUCAGACAGUUUAUUAAAACAUCAAUACAGAAGGUU
This is a messenger RNA of Haliotis rufescens (red abalone), 1618 nucleotides long. RefSeq lists its product as uncharacterized. The record is from RefSeq and is a predicted model, not a curated record. Bases 293 to 1366 code for a protein of 357 amino acids. Lineage: Eukaryota; Metazoa; Mollusca; Gastropoda; Lepetellida; Haliotidae. The transcript is spliced from 3 exons.